Messenger RNA from Sturnus vulgaris (Common starling), 979 nucleotides. NCBI's taxonomy places the organism in Eukaryota, Metazoa, Chordata, Aves, Passeriformes, Sturnidae. The record is from RefSeq and is a predicted model, not a curated record.
CACAAUGAGGGAUCACGGGAUCCAGAGAUAGCGGCAUUGGGGGGUAGAGGGAUCGGAGUUUUGGGGUGGCCCCUGUGCCCCUCCAGAUUCCCCCUCACGAGGGCCCGGAGGUGCAUUUCUGCCCUCUCCCCCCAUCCCUAGAAUUAAAAAUUGUUGGAAUUGCACAAUGAGGCCGGAGGGUUCAACAGUGGCGUGGAGGAAUUUGGGGAUCAGGCUCUCACGUGCAGAGGCAUCAGAGGCGGCUCCUCACCCCGGCCCCGCCAUGGACUGGUUCCACUGCUGGUGCUGCUUCCGCCAAGAGGGCGCCCGGUUCGCCAUCACCACCUGCGGCCACAUCCUGUGCGAGGACUGUGGGGGCACGGGUCCCUGCCCGGUCUGUGCCACUGCAUGCCACUACCUGCCUCUAUCCCAGCAGAUGCACCCAGAGGUGAAGGUUUUCUUCAAGAACCCAGCAGACCUCGCCCUCAAGCACCUCGCCCACAUCACGAAGGUGUGCCAGUUCCAGCUGGGACAGGCGCAGCUGAAGGUGGACACGCACCGGGACAGAGCUUGGCGAGCACGGGCAGAGCUGGAGAAGGCCAGAGAGGAGCUGGGGGAGAUGAGUAGGGAGGUGGAGUCAUUUCGCCGGGAGAAUGCAGAGCUGCGCCGCAUGCAGCUAUCCCCGGGCUGGCGCUGGAGCAGCCACAGCAGCACCCCCCGUCCCUCCCCCACACAGUCAGUCACCGCGCAGCCCCGCCGGCAGCUGAGCAGCCAAGUGGUCAGCCGCUUGUCCUCACUGGAGCCCCCUCGGUCCCACAGCACCCCAGGAUGGCAGGUUGGCGUAGCCUACAGAGAUUCAGGGACUCCUCUGGUCUCCAGCAUGGUGCCCCCCACGGCUGGGACAACCGAAGGGCAGGGUUCUGCUCUGCGGCCGGCGAGGGAGGGGCCCUCCCAGUGGGAUCCCAAUCCGCGGCCAUAAAGGACAAACAGGGACCUCUGA